AUGUCCUCGAGCGAAGCGCUCCAUCAUUCAGACUUCGUGAUUGGCCUUGUGCUGGAGCGGCACGCUUCACAACAAUGCUCCCAGUUUCUGCGGGUCUCGCCACAGCACUGGCUCCGAAAGCACAAGCAGGUCAAGCUUGUGUUCAACCUGCUCAGUGCAGGCUUCACAUGCUGCUUCCGCAUGGCUCGCUGGCCACCUGGACGUCAUGUUUGCAGCGGUACCUGGACAAGAUCAUCUUGUCGGCCUGACUUCCUGGGGCACUUCUGCCACAAACAUCUGGCCAGAAUCCUCCCAAGAUCACAAUCUCCUGCAAUCUCAGUUCAAAAAAUCCGGUGUACCGAGCUCCUGCAGCCUCAGUCAACGACGAACCAUCCCACAAAGGACCCCACAGGCUCGCGACCAGCAAAAGCCAGGCUCUGCUGUGGCCCUGCCGUUGGCCCAGGUGCGCUGAUCCGACUGCCCAGGAGGAGCCUCUUGAGUCACCCCGAGUUGGACACUUUGACUCUGACCCCAGAAGCCCCCCGAAGCCUGAUCUCGAUGAUCUUCUUUGGAGGCGGUGCCCGCCUGGUCGGCCCCUCAUCGGCGUACUUCGGCCUGAACCAGUUCCAUCUUGGGGCUGUUGGGCUGUUCGGUUCGGUCGAGGAGUCGCUACGGAACGUUUUGCCCUGCCACCCAUGUGCUGCCGCUUUGGCGGCGUGGAGACAGAUGGGAGGACGCUUGGUGGCAUUGGAUUCGCGCUUUGUGGACUUGACCUCCCUCGAGGUCUUGACCGAAAUACCCCGCAGCCUAACCCAGUCGCUGUCACCUACCUUCUUUCGCCUCGAUACGCUCGAGAUCGAGUUCGUUGCCCCACUGGGGCCAAGGGGUGGCCUUCAGGCUCGCGCCUUUGUUCAUAUGGCCAGCGGCUUAGCUGCAUCCUGGGACUACCAGCUUUCAAAGCGAUCGGCAUACCAUCUCUUCGAUGCAGAUCAUUUCAGCCUGCAAAACGUGCAGACUUGGGACAUGUGUGACCGCAUCAAGCAGCACAUCCGCCGCCGCUGCCGCAAGUGCCGCCGCCGCUUGCGGCGAGUCCACUGA
Symbiodinium natans is the source of this 1077-nucleotide messenger RNA. The record is from the annotation of a GenBank genome assembly. NCBI's taxonomy places the organism in Eukaryota, Dinophyceae, Suessiales, Symbiodiniaceae.